CCACCCUCAAGGACGAAGAUGUAGUGCCUACCGAACUGGUGACCAUAUCUGACACGUCUCGCACGGCCUGAUGACUCCCACCCGAUGGAAUAGUGCCAAUCGAUGACGCUCUAUCAUCGAAGGAGUUGGGAGACCCAAAAUUCAUGCCACUGAUGUCCUGCACUACAGGAGGGACAGGUAGGGCACCGAGAGGUAUCUGCCACUGAUCCGAGGUAUCUGAUGACAUGAUACUCUGGAACAGGUUCUCUGAGUCGGGCCAUAUCAGGGCAAAAUCAAGGUCUGAGGCCGUAGCCUGCAGGCCUGACGCCUGAUGAGUACCAGAUGCCUCCCAGGUUUGGCCUGGAGGGCAAGCUGCGACCACAUCUUCUGCUGGUGCUCGAGGAGCGUCCCAAGGUAGCGUGUCAAAUGAAGCCACUCGGGACACAGGCAGUGAUUGCUGUGACUGUGUCUGCUUGGUGGCUGCUGCACGGCUGUGCAAUUUCUCAUGGCGGGUCAAAGCAUCUUGGCGCGCAAAUGGCCUGCGACAUUCUUUGCAAACAAAUGGCUUGGAUCCGGUAUCUUCGUCAUAUCAGUCAUCCAUCAGCUCCUGUAUCGUAUCUCUUGGCAUAUCAAUCGCCUCGAAGCGACUAGGGAGUCCUUACGGCAGCGUUCAUGUCUCUAAGUGCCGGCGUUAAUAGUGUCUCCACUGACGGGGGAAGAUGCGCCGAAGCGAUUAGAUAUUACUGACCCUCAAGUGUUCCGCUUUGGUGAAAGCCUUUUGGCACGCACCACAUAUAAGAGGCUUCGAUGGCGUCGAUUGUGGCAUAUUGGGUGUCUAUCAAGAAGAAAAGAGGCAACCCAUCAAUUAAUCCAUAGCCAUUCCAGACCAGAACCUUGCUGAAAAUGAGGAGUCCGGGGGGUGUGGAGGGCAGUGCAGAGCAGGUACUACUAGAAGCGAGUGUGGGCGAGUGUGGGAGAUUUUGUGGGGCGGCAGUGGCGAUAUCUGCCGACAAAGUAUCCGAAACACCUGCCGAGAUCAAGCCUCAAGCCAGGUCUUGGAAUGGCUGCUUGGCAGUAUCGGCUACGAGAUUCGGGCUCCGGAAGAGGAUUUUAUGCUUCUAUUCCGUCGGGAUCGAUCCCGGAUUCCGUUGUAUGGCUUUCACUAUCUAGUGAUUCUCACCGUGUUCACUGUAACCCUGCAAGUGACGUUGAAGUUCGAAUGUGGGUGGCACCUGCCAUUGCCUAUCUUGCGUUUAAUUUCAACUUUCUUCUUGCUCCUAGGCACCAUAUUGGCCACUGUGGCAUCGAUAGUCGCUCCCCCAUCGGCAUUGACGCCCCCUGUUUACUGUUGGAAAUCGGAUGGGGUGGGAUCCAUCUUCUGGCUCAUGGCCUUUCCAACCGUGGCUAGAAGCCAUCUAACCGAACUUUUGGAGCCAAUGAACCGCGUUUCGAAUCAAUCGUUGACAUUUGUUGGCCACUGGCCUGCGUAGAAUUGCUCGGAUUUCGUUCCAACCUGAUCCAUAGCCUCGUCAGCGUCGGUGGUAUUGAUCAUUUUGGACACACGGCAUCCACAAUUGUUGCUGGUUUUUUCCAUCUGACUCGGUAACGCCGUGGGGACUCUGGAGAACCCCCAUCGUGUCACGCUCUCCGCGAGGUUUUCCCCAGCGGUGCCCAGGCACUCCGUCUCUUGUCCUUCCUAUAUCCCCCCGCUACGCAAUCGUUGAGACAACAACUACUUUGACCUUCAUCACGGAGGAUACCCUGAAGACACGAUUUCAGUGACCUUCGCUAUCCUCUCUUGAUAUGCCUAACUCCAUGGAGAUGCAACCAACCUCCGCUGUUGAAGACGCUCCAGAUAUGGAGUCUCAGCAGGCGUCAAAGAAUGGUGUUGACCUCGUGGAGAGCACAGAGGCUGGAAUUCCUUCCAAGUAUCCCGACAUAAUGGCAAACCGUCUUUCAAAGGCACACCGUGAUUUCCUCAUGGAACGUCACGGUACCUUGGAGCUGGAUCCUGUCCCCAGCAUGGACCCUGCGGAUCCUUAUAACUGGCCGUUCUGGAAGAAAAUUGCAAACCUCGUUCUAGUAGCCUUCCACGCCUGCAUGGGAACAUUUGCCGCAGCCGGUAUCAUCCCCGCUUAUGAAACGAUUGCCGAAGAAUUUGGCGUUACACUCCACCAGGUCACAUAUCUUACAUCGCUUCAAAUCGCCAUUCUUGGUGGUGCACCCUUGUUCUGGAAGCCUCUUUCCAAUCGAUAUGGCCGACGCCCGAUCUUCCUUCUGUCCCUGCUCUGUAGUUUAGUUUGCAAUGUCGGGUGCGCAAAAUCCACAGAUUAUGCCUCUACUGCGGCGUGUCGGGCACUGCAAGCAUUCUUCAUAUCUCCGGCUUCAGCGAUUGGAAGCGGUGUUGUGAUGGAAACAUUCUUCAAGAAAGAUCGUGCGAAGUAUAUGGGUGUCUGGACCCUGCUACUUACGCUGGGUAUCCCUUGCGGACCCUUCAUUUUCGGCUUCGUGACUUACCGUGCGAGUUAUAUCUGGAUCUAUUGGGUUCUGGCCAUUAUCAAUGGUGUUCAGUUCAUCCUGUAUCUCUUCCUCGGCCCGGAAACUCGGUAUAUCGGGAACACCGCGGAUCCUAAAGAGCCUGCGUGGAAGAGAGAGUAUGUUCAGAUUCGACGGAUUGACCCAACACCUCUCCAAUGGAUUGAGUUCAUCAAGCCGUUGGGACUGUGUAUGAAACCCUGCGUCAUGGUUCCUGCUGCUGCGUACGCGAUGAUCUUUCUCUUGAGCAACGUCUUGGCCACCGUUGAAGUGCCCCAGCUGCUCCAAGGAAAGUUUGAACUCAACGCAGAGCAGCUCGGUUUGCAAUUCUUGGGCCCGAUCAUCGGAUCCCUCAUCGGCGAGCAGCUGGGAGGCCACAUGUCCGAUCUCUGGAUGAACAUGCGCGCGAAAAGGAUGAACCGGAAGCCAGAGCCCGAGUUUCGACUCUGGCUUAGCUACCUGGGUUAUACUUGCUCCAUUGUCGGUAUCAUCGUUUUCCUUGUGUGCACCGAACAUGCCAAGCAGGGCCAGUGGAACGUAGCUCCCAUUAUCGGCAUUGCGAUCGGCGCUGCUGGUAACCAGAUCGUGACCACGGUUCUUAUCACGUAUGCGGUGGAUUGCCAUCCUGAGGAUGCUUCUAGUGUGGGUGUUUGUAUCACGUUUGUCCGUCAGAUCUGGGGUUUCCUCGGUCCGUUUUGGUUUCCGGGUAUGUUCGAGAAUGUCGGAGUCGCUGCAAGCGCAGGUGUCUGCGUGGCACUCAUGGUUGGAGUCAGCGUCUUCCCGACCAUCGUGUUGCAGAUUAAGGGACGCUCGUUCCGGCCUGCAACAGAAUAGUCAGUAUCAGGAAUUCGUUCCCUGUCGAGAUGGCAACAGGUGAACAUGUUGGGAUUGGGUCUCGGUAUACGGUAUAGAUCGCACUGUUAGAUUGGUAGUCGGGUUAGAAUGGAAUAGAGGGAUAGUCGAUAGUAAGGAACACGAAAGGAUUUCGAGCUUGAAGAGCUUUCACGAAAACGG
Molecule: messenger RNA, 3528 nt
Organism: Aspergillus calidoustus
Lineage: Eukaryota; Fungi; Ascomycota; Eurotiomycetes; Eurotiales; Aspergillaceae
Source: the annotation of a GenBank genome assembly